AUGGAUGUUUUCUAUACCGUAUCCGAAAAGUUUUUAAUGAAAGAAGCCACUAUUGAGAUGGAAGACAAAAGAAAGGGCGAGGGCCAAAAACCAACAGAAGGUUCAGCAGUAAUACAAAUGCAGAAAGAAGCAGUAGAGCAGUUAAAAGGGGUAUCCAUUCGGCACUAUAUAGAAAGUGAUGUGGUAAUUCGUACAGUUGGGGGAAGUAAGUUAAAGUUAAAAGGGUGGUCAACAGAAACAAAGCCAAAGGUUGCAUCAGAGCCCGUCAAGCCAAUACAUACUUGCCAUAUAUGUGAUAAAACAUUUGUAGAUAAAAGAAGACUUGCCAUUCACAUGAACAUGCAUGAAAAGAAGUCCACUGAAAAUACUACAGCUUGA
Nematocida parisii ERTm1 is the source of this 378-nucleotide messenger RNA. RefSeq lists its product as uncharacterized. The record is from RefSeq and is a predicted model, not a curated record. Bases 1 to 378 code for a protein of 125 amino acids. The transcript has a single exon. NCBI's taxonomy places the organism in Eukaryota, Fungi, Microsporidia.